CCAGCGGACAGCCAGCCGGUGAUGCAGCCGUCCAGACACUCAUCAGGCGUCGACUCCCGACGGCAGGAAGACCAGAGGAACCCAAGUGCCAUGCUCACAGCUCCUCGAGGGAAAAACCUCCAUGGGCGGUACCUGGACUGGGAGCAGGACGACGGGCAGGCCUUCUGCCACGGGGGGUUCCUCUACUCCAGGGAGCCUCCUGGUGCCCGGGGGUGUGCGGUCUUCCUGCAGAUCACCCACGAGGCCGGGCCGACACGGAGUGACGAGCAGCUGAGGCUCUCCAACUCCGUGCUCCUGGUCCGGGACCACUACCGGACCCCCGUGGCCCUGCUGUCCUCGGUGGACUCUGUGAGCUGCAGCCUGACCCAGUGGAGCAAGACCCUGUACACCGGCCUCUUCUCCCUGGAGGAGCUCGGCGAGCUGCACGUGUCAUCCUCACACCCCCACCUCAUCGUGGAGGCGGAGUCUAAGGUGUUCUUUGGCGCCGAGCUCCUCGUGUCCGCCUGACUGCAGGUCAGAGUCCAGGUCCUGCGGGUCAGAGUCCAGGUCCUGUGGGUCAGAGUCCAGGUCCUGUGGGUCAGAGUCCAGGUCCUGUGGGUCAGAGUCCAGGUCCUGCAGGUCAGAGUCCAGGUCCUGCGGGUCAGAGUCCAGGUCCUGUGGGUCAGAGUCCAGGUCCUGUGGGUCUGGUGGGUUCUACUGGGACCAGACCCCUGCUGUGUUGAUGUUCUUGUUGUCUGACUCUCAGCUGCUCCAGAGACUCACGAUCACCACGAGAGACGAGUCUGGUUAUUUAUUCUCUUCGUUGGUGGGGUGCACACUGUGUGUGCGUGUGUGUGUGUGUUGUACAGAGUUUGUAAAAUAAAAACAUAAAUA
Messenger RNA from Pseudoliparis swirei, 873 nucleotides. RefSeq names its product tumor necrosis factor ligand superfamily member 15-like. Gene Ontology annotation, biological process: immune response. NCBI's taxonomy places the organism in Eukaryota, Metazoa, Chordata, Actinopteri, Perciformes, Liparidae. Gene Ontology annotation, cellular component: membrane. The record is from RefSeq and is a predicted model, not a curated record. Gene Ontology annotation, molecular function: tumor necrosis factor receptor binding.